Molecule: messenger RNA, 468 nt
Organism: Pelobates cultripes (western spadefoot toad)
Lineage: Eukaryota; Metazoa; Chordata; Amphibia; Anura; Pelobatidae
Source: the annotation of a GenBank genome assembly
AUGGUUCCUGGAAAUGAUCCAGCACUGUUAUCCAUCAGCAGAGGCAAUGUUCCUGUGGAUCCCAUGGAUCAGACAUUUUGCAAUAUCCAGUAUAAGAUUUCAGAUGCUCUUGGCCCCCUUCUACUUAUUUUAGUUAAAGCAGAGAGGGAGGGAUCCUCUCAUAGCCCUUCUCUACCUACCUUAUUGGCUUCUAAGAUGGAACACUUGAAAGCUUCUAGUAGAGCUAUGCUUAUUAUUGCGCAAUCUUGCAAUUAUAUUUCCAACAUCCACAGAACUCGCUGGCUGCGCUCGGCAGGGAUGUCUGAUUUGGCUCCUAAGUCACACAAGUUUCCUAAUUUGGUAGACUCCUUUCUUUUCAGCCCCUCUGCCAUGCAAGAGGUAAAAGGCAGAUAUAAAUUAAAGAAGAGUGUUCCAGGUUGUAAGAAGCCCUUUCAGACCAAGGGUCAUUCCUACAUGGCUACUGAGUAG